GGCAGUGGAUAUCAAACGCAAUCAUCCCUCGAAGAAGCAACAUCAACAUGUUCAAAUACGCCGCUGUCAUCCUCUCCAUCCUGGCCUGCGCCUCCGCCAAACCCGGUUUCCUGAGUGCUCCUCUGGCCUACAGCGCCCUUCCUGCUGCUGUCGUUGCUGCUCCUGCUCCAGUUGUCACCGCCACCAGUAGCCAGGUGUUUGCCAGGAACUACAAUGGAAUCGCCACAGCUCCAGUGAUCGCUCCAGUUGCUGCUCCUCUGGCCGCUCCAGUGAUCGCCAAGUAUGCCGCUGCUCCUUUGGCUGCUCCUGUGAUCGCCAAGUAUGCCGCUGCUCCUUUGGCUGCUCCGUUGGCCUACAACGCUGCUCCUCUUGCCUACACCUCGCAUCUGGCCAGUCCUCUGGCUUACUCGUCCCCUCUGGCCUAUAACGCAUUUCCUGCCCACGCACCAGUUCUGUUGUAAGAACUUUUCAAUAAA
Messenger RNA from Drosophila guanche, 476 nucleotides. RefSeq names its product cuticle protein 70, isoforms A and B-like. The record is from RefSeq and is a predicted model, not a curated record. Lineage: Eukaryota; Metazoa; Arthropoda; Insecta; Diptera; Drosophilidae. Bases 48 to 461 code for a protein of 137 amino acids. The transcript has 2 exons.